AUGUCUCAGGGUAACGGUCCAUCGGAAGUUCCCAAACGUCACGUCGCUAUCGUUGGCGGUGGUCUCGUUGGGGCCCUAGCCGCGCUCUAUUUCGCACAACGUGACUGGAAUGUGAAUCUUUUUGAAUCUCGCAAAGACCCUCGACUCUCAGAAAAUAAAGAUUCAAUUUCUCAAAGGUCUAUUAACCUGGCAUUGUCCACUCGGGGAAUAAGUGCGUUGUCAAAAGCAGGUUUGGGUCUUGACAGAAGUGUGUUGGGAGUAACGACACCGAUGAAAGGAAGAAUGAUUCAUGUGGGCAAAGGUAAGCUUAAGAGUCAAUCCUAUGGCAACACCUACGAGAACAUAUAUUCCGUGGAAAGAGAAGUUCUUCUGGAAUUACUUCUUAACGCUGCUGAAAUUUUCAGAAACGUGAAGUUCUUUUUUCAGCACACAUUAAAACGUUGUGAUCUCGAUGUUGGAUUACUCGAGUUUGAGUAG
Molecule: messenger RNA, 477 nt
Organism: Acaulospora colombiana
Lineage: Eukaryota; Fungi; Glomeromycota; Glomeromycetes; Diversisporales; Acaulosporaceae
Source: the annotation of a GenBank genome assembly